UCUGGGUGGCUCAACCCCGCCUCUCAGUUGAGGGCUCUGAAGGGUGCACCUGCGGCGCUGCACAUUCCAGGAUGGCUACCCUGGUUGUAAACAAACCCGGAGCGGGUCUAGACAGUGGCCGGCAAGGGAGCCGGGGGACGGCUGUGGUGAAGGUUCUGGAGUGUGGAGUUUGUGAAGAUGUCUUUUCUUUGCAAGGAGACAAAGUUCCUCGCCUUCUGCUUUGUGGCCACACAGUCUGUCAUGACUGUCUUACUCGACUACCUCUUCAUGGAAGAGCAAUACGUUGCCCAUUUGACCGACAAGUUACAGACCUAGGAGAUUCAGGUGUCUGGGGACUGAAAAAAAAUUUUGCUCUACUGGAGCUUUUAGAACGACUGCAAAAUGGACAUAUUGGUCAGUAUGGAGCUGCAGAAGAAGCCUUUGGGAUAUCUGGAGAGAGCAUCAUUCGUUGUGAUGAAGAUGAAGCUCACGUUGCAUCUGUGUAUUGCACUGUGUGUGCAACUCACUUGUGUUCAGAGUGUUCUCAAGUUACUCAUUCUACGAAGACAUUAGCAAAGCACAGGCGAGUCCCUCUAGCUGAUAAACCUCAUGAGAAAACCAUGUGCUCUCAGCACCAAGUUCAUGCCAUUGAGUUUGUUUGCUUGGAAGAAGGUUGUCAAACUAGCCCACUCAUGUGCUGUGUCUGCAAAGAAUAUGGAAAACACCAAGGUCACAAGCAUUCAGUAUUGGAACCAGAAGCUAACCAGAUCCGAGCAUCAAUCUUAGAUAUGGCUCACUGCAUAAGGACCUUUACUGAGGAAAUCUCAGAUUAUUCCAGAAAAUUAGUUGGAAUUGUUCAGCACAUUGAAGGAGGAGAACAAAUAGUGGAAGAUGGAAUUGGAAUGGCUCACACAGAACAUGUACCAGGUACUGCAGAAAAUGCCCGAUCAUGUGUCCGAGCUUAUUUUUCUGACCUACACGAAACGCUGUGUCGUCAAGAAGAAAUGGCUCUAAGUGUUGUUGAUGCUCAUGUUCGUGAAAAACUGAUUUGGCUUCGGCAGCAGCAAGAAGAUAUGACUAUUUUGUUGUCCCAGGUUUCAACAGCAUGUCUCCAUUGUGAAAAGACUUUGCAGCAGGAUGAUUGUAGAGUUGUCUUGGCAAAACAGGAAAUUACAAGGUUAUUAGAAACAUUGCAGAAACAGCAACAGCAGUUUACAGAGGUUGCAGAUCAUAUCCAGCUGGACGCCAGCAUCCCUGUCACUUUUACAAAGGAUAAUAGAGUUCACAUUGGACCCAAAAUGGAAAUUCGAGUUGUUACAUUAGGAUUAGAUGGUGCUGGAAAAACCACUAUUUUGUUUAAGUUAAAACAAGAUGAGUUCAUGCAGCCCAUUCCAACAAUUGGUUUUAAUGUGGAAACUGUAGAAUACAAAAAUCUAAAAUUCACUAUUUGGGAUGUAGGUGGAAAACACAAAUUAAGACCAUUGUGGAAACAUUAUUACCUUAAUACCCAAGCUGUUAUAUUUGUUGUUGAUAGCAGUCACAGAGACAGAAUUAGCGAAUCACACAGUGAACUUGCGAAGUUGUUAACAGAAAAAGAACUCCGAGAUGCUUUGCUCCUGAUUUUUGCUAACAAACAGGAUGUUGCUGGAGCACUGUCAGUAGAAGAAAUCACUGAACUUCUCAGUCUCCAUAAACUAUGCUGUGGCCGUAGCUGGUAUAUUCAGGGCUGUGAUGCUCGAAGUGGUAUGGGGCUGUAUGAAGGGUUGGACUGGCUCUCACGGCAACUCGUGGCUGCUGGAGUGUUGGAUGUGGCUUGAGUUUAAAUGCAGCAGCUGUUUAAAGCUUGUGGCUAAGAGUUAUUUUGCACAUAAUACGUUGUAAGAAAUUCUACAUCUCAAAUAUAAUUAAUUUAGGAUGUUUAUGUAAAAGAACCUUGGACUGGGAACUAAGUCUGCUAUUGCUUUUAAAAAAUUAUUCUGUGGCAAAGUUUAAAUGUCUGAGCAGAUUAGAUUGGUCUAAAUAGAGCUUUCUCACAUACACCUUCUUCUAAAAAGUACAUUUGCUAUUUAAGUUUUUCAGAUUAUAUGUGACCCAUAUAUUGGGAGAGUAGUCAGAGAAAGGAUAAGUGGAGGUUUUUUCUUUCUGUGGAAAAGAAAAAACUCAGUUCCAUUAGUCAACUGAGUGCCUAAUGGAACCUCUGUGUGGAACAAGGGAAGUACAGCUUCUUUAAACUUCCUUUUCACUGAAUUUUGGCAGUACUUGAUAGAUAUGGCAGUUGCUUAAUAGAAUCUAAACUGCUAGGAUUACCUUACAAUAGAACACCUUUAAUGCUAAGACCUAUGGACUAUAAAAAAUUAAUAUUUUAUACAAUGUUUUAUUAAAACUUUCUCCUAAAGCAUUUUCUAUAAAACACAGAAACAUUAUCUAAGUAGUCUGUUAGACUCAUACUAAAUUGAAGAAUAAUAAAGCUGUGAAAGUCAUUUGAUCUUCACUUAUGAAAGCCCUAUUUCCUAGCUUAACCUAGCCAGGUCAGAGCUCUAAAUAGGUCCUUCUGUUUUUCACUACACUUACUUAGGUUUCUUCCUAAAUAAUACUGUAUACUUUAUGGAGAUGACUAUAUGUAAAAUAUAGAAACUCACACAAAGAACCAGGGUCAGUUUAUAUAACAGAUACAGAGACCUAAAUAGAAAACUACUUGUACCUUAAAAGAAGUUGUUCAGACUGUUGGGAAUGCCUAUUACUUAAUUACUUUAAAAUA
Molecule: messenger RNA, 2737 nt
Organism: Castor canadensis (American beaver)
Lineage: Eukaryota; Metazoa; Chordata; Mammalia; Rodentia; Castoridae
Gene: Trim23
Product: tripartite motif containing 23
Molecular function (GO): GTPase activity; GTP binding; zinc ion binding
Source: RefSeq, a predicted model, not a curated record